AUGAAGAAAUCUUCUAAUAAGACAACCAAGGAUUCCAGCUCUCCAAACUCAAGCAAUUUCUCAGAACCCUAUAUGUCUACAAAGGAUAUCAUAAACACAAAACCUUUCUCAUGUUCUGAAUGCGGAAAAUGUUUUCGCUGGCCGUCAGAAAUUGUUAUACAUCAGAGAACUCACACGGGAGAGAAACCUUUCUCAUGUGCUGAAUGUGGGAAAUGUUUUAGCCAGUGCUCAGGUCUUAGUACACAUCAAAGAACUCACACAGGAGAGAAACCUUUCUCAUGUGCUGAAUGUGGGAAAUGUUUUAACAGACAUGCUCCCCUUGUUUUACACCAGAGAACUCACACAGGAGAGAAACCUUUCUCAUGUGCUGAAUGUGGGAAAUGUUUUAACAGACAUGCUCCCCUUGUUUUACACCAGAGAACUCACACAGGAGAGAAACCUUUCUCAUGUGCUGAAUGUGGGAAAUGUUUUAGCCAUAACUCAACUCUAGUUAACCAUCAGAGAACUCACACAGGAGAGAAACCUUUCUCAUGUUCUGAAUGUGGGAAAUGUUUUAGCCUUAACUCAGCUCUAGUUAACCAUCAGAGAACUCACACAGGAGAGAAACCUUUCUCAUGUUCUGAAUGUGGGAAAUGUUUUAGCCAGUGCUCAGGUCUUAGUACACAUCAAAGAACUCACACAGGAGAGAAACCUUUCUCAUGUGCUGAAUGUGGGAAAUGUUUUAACAGACAUGCUCCCCUUGUUUUACACCAGAGAACUCACACAGGAGAGAAACCUUUCUCAUGUGCUGAAUGUGGGAAAUGUUUUAGCCAUAACUCAACUCUAGUUAACCAUCAGAGAACUCACACAGGAGAGAAACCUUUCUCAUGUUCUGAAUGUGGGAAAUGUUUUAGCCUUAACUCAGCUCUAGUUAACCAUCAGAGAACUCACACAGGAGAGAAACCUUUCUCAUGUUCUGAAUGUGGGAAAUGUUUUAGCCUUAACUCAGCUCUAGUUAAGCAUCAGAGAACUCACACAGGAGAGAAACCUUUCUCAUGUUCUGAAUGUGAGAAAUCUUUUAGCGGGCACUCAAAUCUUGUUUCACAUCAGAGAACUCACACAGGAGAGAAACCUUUCUCAUGUUCUGAAUGUGGAAAAUGUUUUAGCGGGCACUCAAAUCUUGUUAAACAUCAGAGAAUCCACACAGGAGAGAAACCUUUCUCAUGUUCUGAAUGUGGGAGAUGGUUUAGACAUAACAUAACUCUAGUUACACAUCAGAGAACUCACACAGGAGAGAAACCUUUCUCAUGUUCUGAAUGUGGAAAAUGUUUUAGACAAAACACAGCUCUAGUUAAACAUCAGAGAAGUCACACAGGAGAGAAACCUUUCUCAUGUUCUGAAUGUGGAAAAUGUUUUAUCGGGCACUCAAAUCUUGUUACACAUCAGAGAACCCACACAGGAGAGAAACCUUUCUCAUGUGGUGAAUGUGGGAAAUGCUUUAACGAGCACUCAAAUCUUAAAGCACAUCAGAGAAUCCACACAGGUGAGGAACCUUUCUCAUGUACAUAAUGGAGAAAUAGUUUUGUCAGUAAACCAGAUUUUGUU
Molecule: messenger RNA, 1584 nt
Organism: Pelobates fuscus (common spadefoot toad)
Lineage: Eukaryota; Metazoa; Chordata; Amphibia; Anura; Pelobatidae
Product: oocyte zinc finger protein XlCOF7.1-like
Exons: 1
Coding region: 1-1548 (515 amino acids)
Biological process (GO): regulation of transcription by RNA polymerase II
Molecular function (GO): RNA polymerase II cis-regulatory region sequence-specific DNA binding; DNA-binding transcription factor activity, RNA polymerase II-specific
Source: RefSeq, a predicted model, not a curated record